Messenger RNA from Carassius carassius (crucian carp), 7932 nucleotides. RefSeq names its product myelin transcription factor 1-like. NCBI's taxonomy places the organism in Eukaryota, Metazoa, Chordata, Actinopteri, Cypriniformes, Cyprinidae. Bases 80 to 3778 code for a protein of 1232 amino acids. Gene Ontology annotation, biological process: regulation of transcription by RNA polymerase II. Gene Ontology annotation, cellular component: nucleus. The transcript is spliced from 24 exons. Gene Ontology annotation, molecular function: RNA polymerase II cis-regulatory region sequence-specific DNA binding; zinc ion binding; DNA-binding transcription factor activity, RNA polymerase II-specific. The record is from RefSeq and is a predicted model, not a curated record.
AUUUUGUCUUCAACUUUUCCACUCAAGUUUACUUUCUCGGGACUUGCCAGACGCUUAUGGGAAACUCGGAGCCGCAACCAUGAAGCUGUGUGGGACUUUUUUAGAAAAUGAGUACCGGGGGAAACUCCUGAACCAGCGCUGGACGCGAGGAGACAAGAUCAGCCGCUGCCGGCCCUCUCUCAGACUGCAGAGCCGACCAAUCAAAAUGAGUUUGGAUACUGAUGACAAGCGCACUCGCACACGGUCCAAAGCAGGAAGAGUUCCCUCAGAGAUCAUUGGACAGGAGCUCAGCUGCCCUACUCCAGGAUGCAAUGGCUCAGGCCAUAUCAGUGGCAAAUAUGCCCGACACAGAAGUGUUCCAGUCAACUGGCUGAGAUUUAUAAAGGCUUUUAGCCAGCACAAUGCCACCUACAGUGCUUUGAGUUGCCCAUUGGCCAGAAAAAGGCACCUACAUGAAGCAGAGUCAGAGCAACCUGCUUCCAAGAGGAAGUCCCACCCACUGAAGCUGGCGAUGGAUGAGGGAUUCAAUGCAGAGAGUGAGGGGAGCGGAGAGGAGACGGAGUUGAGGGAGGAAGAAGAGGAGUAUGAAGAACAGGAGGAUGAAGAACAGGCAAAGCAGAGAGCUGGCAAUCAAGUGUAUGAAGAAGAGGAGCAAGCGAAACACAACAUAGAGGGCACCAAUACAGAGGAGGAGGAUGGUGAUGAAGAGGAGUGCAUCAUCAUUGAGGCAUCCAACACAGAGAAGCCCAAGCUUUCAUUCUCUGAGGAGCUCUCUAACUAUCAGCACAUCGUGGCCAACUCUAUGCCCCACCUCAACAACCACAAUAGUGGUGCCAUGUCACCCCAACAACAACAACAUUCUGUCACAAUGGGAGCACAAGAUAAAAGCCCUUUCAGGCAACCAGAAGAAGAGAAAGAAGGAAAUGAAACAGAGGAAACAGGGAACCAAGUAGGAGUUCUAGUGUCUAAAGAGAAUGGAGUAAUGGGAAAUAAAGAUGAGAUUAACGAUGAAGAAGAGGACAUGCAUGCUGAGAGCCAGAAGGAGUUAGACCACCAGUAUUUUACUGAGAUGAUGGAGAGACAACAAGCUGAAGAGGAAGAUGAUGAUGAUGAUGAUGAUGAUGAUGAUGAUGAUGAGGUGCUGAAGUCUGAGAUUACAGCUGAAGAGACAUACAAGGAAAUUAAGUCUGAAAGGGAAGGGGACAAAGAAAUCGCCCCUUCAGUUAUCACUGCCACUCAGGGAUCCCACAUAAGGGAAGACUAUGUUUCCCACAAACUUAUAUUGCCAGAAAGUUACAGCUCUAGUAAGGCCGCCACAGUAUCUCCUGUGUUUAUCGAAGUGCAGUCUGAGGAGUCAGAGAGGGAUGCCGACGUGGACGGUAACGAUGAUGAUGGGGACAACGAUAGCUUGUCUCAACGAUCAACGGUGGUGGACGAGUCUGAGAUGUUCGACAUCAUGCGGGGGAACUUGGGGUUGCUGGAGCAGGCCAUUGCUUUGAAAGCCCAACAGGUUAAAGCUCAUCGUGAGCUCAGCCGCAUUCCCGAACACCACCGCUUUUUUCCUCUCGACGAACGGCCCGGCAAACACAUGGAACAUAUCCGCAAGAGCUGCUUUGGAAAAGAGAGUUCUAGAUCAGAGAAGCGAGAGAUCAAAUGCCCAACCCCCGGGUGUGAUGGAACGGGUCACGUGACAGGACUCUAUCCCCACCACCGCAGUCUGUCAGGCUGCCCACACAAAGAUCGGAUCCCUCCAGAGAUUUUGGCCAUGCACGAGAAUGUCUUAAAGUGCCCAACACCAGGCUGCACUGGUCAGGGUCAUGUCAACAGCAACCGCAACACACACCGCAGUUUGUCUGGAUGUCCCAUCGCUGCUGCUGAAAAGCUCCCGAAAAGUCACGACAAGCAACACCUGCCCCAGCCCAUGGGCGAGCAUAUCAAAGGCAGCCUAAACUCUGACCGCAUUCUCAGGCCCAUGUGUUUUGUGAAGCAGUUGGAGAUUCCUCCUCAUGGCAGCUACAGUCCCAGCCUCAUGCCCGCCACGCCACACGCUAAUCUGGCCAAGGAGCUGGAGAAGUAUUCCAAGGUGUCCUUCGAUUAUGCAAGCUUCGACGUGCAGGUGUUCGGCAAGCGCAUGCUUGCCCCAAAGAUUCACACCAGCGAAACUUCACCCAAAGCCUUCAAAUCCAAACCUCCAUUCCCCAGGGCCUCCCCCCCAAGUCCCAGCUUGCACGUUGGUUAUGGAAAAAGUUCCACCAGCAGCUAUGAUUAUUCCCAUGAUGCCGAAGCUGCCCACAUGGCCGCCACUGCAAUCCUCAACCUGUCCACGCGCUGCUGGGAGAGACCAGAGAACCUCAGCAUCAGACACCAAGAUAAGAGUAUGGAAAUUGAGGUGGAUGAGAAUGGCACCUUGGACCUAAGCAUGAAGAAGCCCAUAAAGAGAGAAGUGGGCAUAUCUUGCGCCAGCCCUGAAGUGCGUUCCCCUGAUCUGUCUUCAUCAUCUUUAUCAUCGUCCGCAUCUCUUCACCACGUCAACAGCAGCAUCUCACCCCACUCUUUACACACCUACAAACAAGAGGAGUGGGAGGGGCCUCUGGACUACACCAAGCCCAAUCGACAGAGAGAAGAGGAGCUAGAAGAGAUGGACCACAGCACGCAGUCAUUUGCCUCGUCUGACCCUGAGGAUUGUGACAUGAUGCAGGAGAGCCUUGAUGACAGGAAGUACCCCGGAGAGGUCACAACCCCCAGCUUCAAGGUCAGGUUCCAGCCCAAGGACAACAAGAAAGAGCUCCUACUGUGUCCUACUCCGGGCUGUGAUGGCAGUGGACACAUCACCGGAAACUAUGCAUCCCAUCGCAGCCUGUCUGGGUGUCCUCUCGCUGAUAAGAGUCUUCGGUCCCUCAUGGCAGCACACACAUCUGAACUCAAAUGUCCAACUCCAGGAUGUGAUGGUUCAGGUCAUAUCACUGGUAACUACGCGUCUCACAGGAGUUUGUCUGGGUGUCCACGGGCCAAGAAAGGUGGAAUAAAAACAACUCCCAUCAAGGACGACAAGGAGGACUCCGAGCUCUUAAAAUGCCCAGUGCCAGGUUGUGACAGCCUGGGUCACAUCAGUGGGAAAUACGCCACUCACCGCAGUGCAUACGGAUGCCCGUUGGCAGCCAGACGGCAGAAGGAGGGUUUGCUGAACGGGUCUCCAUUCUCUUGGAAGGCAUUUAAGACAGAAGGCCCAACCUGUCCCACACCGGGAUGUGACGGAUCGGGACACGCCAACGGCAGCUUCCUCACCCACCGCAGUCUCUCAGGCUGCCCCAGAGCCUCCCUCAACAAGAAGAAAGCCAAGUUCCCCGGAGAAGAGUAUCUCAGCACUAAGUUCAGAGCCAGUGAUGUGUUAGACAAUGACGAAGACAUCAAGCAGCUCAAUAAAGAAAUCAAUGAGCUCAAUGAAUCCAACAAUGAGAUGGAGGCAGAUAUGGUCAACCUUCAAACACAGAUCACAUCGAUGGAGAAGAACCUGAAGAACAUUGAGCAGGAGAAUAAGGUGAUUGAAGAACAGAAUGAGGCAUUAUUUGUGGAGCUGUCUGGACUAAGUCAAGCUCUUAUACAGAGUCUGGCCAACAUCCGUCUGCCUCACAUGCAGGAGCCAAUCACAGAGCAGAAUUUUGAGAGCUACGUGAGCACCCUUACUGACAUGUACACCAAUAAGGACUGCUACCAGAACCCAGAGAACAAGGCCCUUCUUGAGACCAUCAACAAAGCGGUGAAAGGCAUUAAGGUCUGACUAAGCCAAAAGACGAGGAUGAGAAACAGAAGCGUUGAACAGAAAUAGAAAUGUGGCACCAUUGGGAAGAGCAAACAUAUGACACACAAAAAAGGGCAUUCAGGUUUUUUUGAACAACAAUCUAAACCUUCAUCCCAGGGAGCAUUCUGUGAGUUCAAAAAGAGGUAUAUAAUAUAUAUUACUAUGAGGACCAAAAUCCACAAAAGCUGCUGGAUUGGAAGGCGAAGAUGGAACCAAAUCCUUUAUUUACGGAGAAGAGACAAACCUAGUUUUCUUUACAGUUUUUGUUUUACAUUCAAAUGGUGAGAAGUUUUGGAAGAAGAAAAAGAAACUGGGAGUAGAACUUCCAGAAGAUGUGCAGCCCAGGCUUUAAGUGAAAGAAUGAGUCUUUUACUCAUUUUUGAGUAUGCUGCUCUUCUGAAACAACAAAAGUGAUGCUCCAAAUACAAGUGAUCCGUGCAUGAGCCCCAGCGGAACAGACAUAUGCAGCGUUUCCUUCUUUUCCCGAAGAAACCAAAAGUCGUUUGGAUCGUGGGAAAUGAGAGGAUGUUGUACUAGCAUACAAAGUGAGCAAAUGCGUGUGCAACCUUAUCAGUGCCAUGCGGUUGACUCUGUAAAUUUCACCUGUUGAAACACUACUUUAUCUCGGCAGCCAUUUAUUGUUUAUUAGUUUUUGUUUUAGAACUACACACGGGAGCAUUAGCUUGCUCUCAUUAAUUUGUAGUACUUACACUGUACGGAUAUUUACCCAGCAUAGUCAUAUCUCUUACAUUUGAACAAUGAGUUGCACUUCAUUUCAGUCCAUUCAACAUCAGACAAGAUGUUGGUUGUCACUGAUCUAUAAAUUAUAGGACACUUGUCCAGACACUACUAUAAUUUAUUUAUAUUUUGUUAUCAUUUAAUUUUAACCGUAUUAUUAUUUAAAUUUGCCUAUUUAAAUAUACACAGCCCUUCUGCUUCAUGACAAUGUGGCAAGGAAAUGUACCACUAAUUUUUAACUUCUUUUCAUUUGACGAUAAGAGUUUUUAAACAUUUUUUUAAGUGCAAAUAUUUUUAACCAACAAUGUUUUGAUAAUUUUGUACAUUUUCUUUCUCUCUACUUGUGUAUGUGUCUCUAUUUGCAAUUUUUUUUUUUUUUUUUCAAAUUUACAACACAGCUGAAGGAGAAGUAUCAUCUCUAUUUAUUAUUUAUUUAAUAUUUAUGAUGAAAUUAUAAACUGUGAUACGGUUGUAAUGUAUAUUUAUUUUGUUACGUCUCCAUGUGUUUGUAAAGUCUUAGUAGUCUCAAAGAAUGUUGGUGAUAUAAAAAUAAACACAAAAAACUUUUUGGACUAAAGAAUAAAAAAUGAUGAUUAUCAAGGUUUUCCUUAUACCAGCAUUACUUCCUAUAGGAAUGUAAAGAGAAAAAAAGCAAUUCCAGUACUGUGGAACCUACAGCUUUGACUCUUACCCCGUCUGUCUCGACAGAAGGAAGACAUUCUUCUGGAUCCUCUUGUGCUUUUUUUUCUUUCUUUUUUUUCUUUAUACCUCCUCAAGCUCUCAGUAGUGGCCAAAAACUGUUUCCCCUGAACAAUCCUAACGAAUUACAAAUGUAUUAUUUUUACUUUCUUGCUAAACUUGUCUUUGUCGGACCAUGGGAAGCAUGCGGUCGUUUUUGCGGCGAGGCACAGAAGACGAAUACCAACCAUCCUGACGGAAACUCUUGAACCACAAUGCCCUUACUCGACUAGUAUCAGACAAGCAUACACCUGUGUAGCCUUAUACUAGAUUUUUAUUUCUUUGAUGCACAAAGUGCCACUGACCUGUGCUUUUGUUACCUACUCCGCCCAUUCAGCAACCACACUACCCUCAGGUCAUGUGACCGUGGCAUAAGUGGGGAUUGUUAAAGAUGCCUUUAUUCCUUUGCCGUAAUGGCCAUACCUACACAAUAUAUCCAUUCUGUAUUUAAAAGAAAAAAGACAACAAAAAAACUAUAUAUAGUAUAUAUACAUACAUAUAUUUUUACAGUGUAAUUGUUAACUCUUUUUCUCUUAUAAUAGCUAAACAGAAACAAUAUCUUUCCAAAAGCUGUGAGUCCUACUAUUGAUAGAAGACUAAAUAAUAUAAAAAAAGAUAGACCCAGUUUACUGUGGUUGCAGGAUACGAUGUGUUUUAUAAUAUGUAAACAUACAUUUCUAAAGCGAAGAAUACAAGGAUGUUUGUAGAGUUUCCUAUUUUCUGGUCCGAACUCACUGGGCCUCUGUAUGUAUCUCAGCCACAUUAAUGGAACAGUGGUUAACAGAUUAGUCUUAGGCUGUAAUCGUUUAGACGCAUUGUACUGUGCUGAAAAUUCUCCUCGUUGGAUCCGUCUUUAAUAUUGUAUGGUGUUGUGCAGUUCUGGUGGGACACGCCACACUUAGAUAUGCGUGUAAAAUUCCAGUCAUCGCAAUGACAUCUGUAUGACUCAUAAUAGCAAGUUGUGAAAUGAACAUUGUGCCUCUAUUCAGAAGGUCGUUUCGUUAAAUAGUACACAGCGGUCAUGUUGCUCAUUUGCUAUUAUGGCAGCAAUAUUGUGAUGGACAGAACAUGUGUGCACUUUUCAAAAAUCUUGAAUGCCAACUAAUGACCUUUAAAGCAAAAGGUUUUCUUUGUGUGUGCGCGAGUGUUUGGGUGUGUGUUAGUGGAUUCUUUUUUUUAUUUUGAAAAAAGGUACAAAUGGCUACUGGACAACUGUUCAUUGCUUCAACAGAGUUGGGAUAAAAUAUCGCAAAUGUCUUUGACUUGUUCGUUGUUGUUUGAUGUGAAUCCGUAUCCUGUCCAAAAUGUCAAAUGCCCUUUGACCGAUAUCUUUUUACCUUGUGGCCAGUACUAAAAAAAAGCCCUUAUCCAUCCAAAAUCAGAUGUACGAUAUCAGAUCUGUUAGCUCUCGGCAACAAGGCCUUCCAUAAAGGGAAAAAAGAUGUGGUUUGAGCGUUUGCGUUCUGAGAUUGUCAUUGACAUGUCUUCGCACACAGAGAAAACGAUGGAGAUGCUAGUUGCAUAAAUCUUUGUCCAUUUCCACAGAAUGUCAGAUCGGCCUCAUUCGCCUCGUUCUGUGUAACUUUUCUGCAGGAAAGAUGUGUGCGUUGCAUUUCAAUACCACAGAGUUUCCUUUGCUUUAAAAGCAAUCUGAAGAUGCGGUCUAUCUGUAACGGAAGAGUUUUCUUCCUUCUAUUAAAUUGCGUAGAGGGAAUACUCACUACAGAUGUCAGAUCGUCUUAUUAUGAUGGGAGAAACAUUUCUAUCUGGUUAUUACUACUGACAUGAGAUAGCCUAAAGCAUGUGUGAAUUAUUCUUCCUCGAUGCAUGCUUCUUAAAUGCCUGCUGUCAGUGAUGAUGAGCAGCUAUGAAUGUUGCACGGUGAGGUUGAGUGUGUUGAAUCUGCCUAAUAAUGUAGCAUGUUCUCUGGAGCAUUGUAGCAUCUGCAAAUGCAAGUCAGCAUAUGUAACCCCUCUCCGGGGAACCAAAUAAGGGUAGAUUUAGCACCUUGUACUUGAGAGUCCGGCCUUUCUGAGACUUGUGCCAAUCGUAGGUCAAUUAAAAUGGUUCCUCUGUCAUUUCAUGAGAAACAAUAACAGCUAAAAAGUCGGAAGGUACUGUUUGUCCCAUUAAGCUGAUAUAACCAAAACAGCCCUCAUUCUGUAGGUACUGUAGCUUACAGCUCUGUGGUUUUCUCAUGUGUGCCUUUUCUCGCUUCUGUCCGCUGCAGGAAAGGGUGUGUUGACAUUUAAGGAUGGGUUCAAAUCCCACUCAGGACACCAACCUUUUGUCCUUUUUUUUCUUUCCUUCCUUGUUUUGAGGAGGUGGGGGUAGUAGGAAUUCAGCAAAGUGGUGAACACCAAGAGAGGAUCAUACUGAAAUCGAUAUUCAGCUUAUUGUUCAACAUGAAAUAAAUCACAAUAUGUGAAACACGAUUCUUCCCAAAACUGUGAUUCUGAUUCAGGUAUGAAAAUGUGUGGUGGAUCAUUUCAUCGAGUCUGAAAAUAAUCAUCGAACGUAUCACAGAGGAAGCAUUUAUACACAGGGCAUUAUUCUGACAACAAUGGGAUUCUGUACAUUUGUAAUAAAGAACAGUGUUGUUGUAUUAAAGAAUACUUAAAAGUAAAUGCAGAAAAAAAAAAGAAGAAAAAAAACAA